Hemicordylus capensis (graceful crag lizard) is the source of this 4028-nucleotide messenger RNA. RefSeq names its product solute carrier family 7 member 8 (gene SLC7A8). The record is from RefSeq and is a predicted model, not a curated record. Gene Ontology annotation, biological process: amino acid transmembrane transport; neutral amino acid transport. The transcript has 11 exons. The coding region runs from base 1674 to 3260 and encodes 528 amino acids. Gene Ontology annotation, cellular component: membrane. NCBI's taxonomy places the organism in Eukaryota, Metazoa, Chordata, Lepidosauria, Squamata, Cordylidae. Gene Ontology annotation, molecular function: L-amino acid transmembrane transporter activity; neutral L-amino acid transmembrane transporter activity.
UGAAAAAGAGAGAAAGACAAUGAAUUGUCUAUUAAAAUGUCUUAUGUUAACCCGAGGAACUGCCUGCCACAAGGUCCCACAGAGAGAACAAUAUCGGAGCGCGGACCAGGCACUUGGGGCUGAGGCAGAAAUCUCUUGAUUCCUUGUUGGGGGAACUUAGCAUCAUAAAUCUGACCCGGUUCCGCAGAGGUCGGUGACAUUGCACAAGUGAAGAGCUGGAGUAGGCUCAUGUCAGUGAAUGGAUAUUCUCUCCCCCUCACCCCAAACCCGGGCAGUGUGGCACCCCGUUCUUCUAGAGUGAACUGAGCAUCCCUGCCUGGAAAGCGCUUGCAAGUCGGGCUUCGUGCAGUCCUGCUCAGACUUGGCGAGCAUGGAACCGGAGGAUGGCGAGGCAACGAGUGGCGUGUGAAUCUGCAAGAGCGUGGGAAGAGGAGCGAGAUGACGCGCGGGUCCCCCCAACGGGAUCCGUUUCUGUGGAUGGAGGUUGCUGCGGGCUCCAGAGCGGAUUGGGAGGCGAGGGGAGGAGGAGGGCUGGAAGAGCUCAGUCCAAGGAUUAACCCCCGCCCCGGGUCCGCCAGCGGCAACCGGUUCAGCAGAAGCAGCAGCACAUGAGCCACUGAGAGAGAAAACACACGCGAGCAGCAGCGAGAAAGCGAUUGCUCAGCUGGGCUGCGAAGAGAAAUCUGCUCCGAAACAGGCAACCGGGCGAGUCAUCAGCCUAAAGAAGAGCAAAGAAGCUGGAUCCGGGCAAACGAUGCCCCGUGCAUAGAUCCUGAACCAGGACGAAGAUCUAGGGGGAUCUUCGGAGAAGAGUCAGAGAUCUGGGUGGGAAAGCCCUAUUUACAAAACCAAACCAAACCCAACCCAACCCGGCGUGAUCGCAGGGAAGGCAACUCUGAGAGUAGAGGUGUGUGUGUGGGAGCUGCACGAACAAGAUCAAACCAGUCGGUUUCCCCUGCGUUGUUUGUGUUGGCCUCCUCCGCUUCUGGGGAAACUUCACCGAAGAGGAGACAGCAGCAAAGCAAACCUGAAAGGACAAGUCAGGGAGCGGGGAUUCAUUCCACCCCAUCGCCUCCUGGGAUCUCCGAGCCCUACGUUGGCUGGUACUAGGAGGACUCAGUGCCAGAGGAGGUCAGCUUGGUCCCACAACCAAAGGCAGGCUGGUUCUAGCCGGAGGCAGGCACCCAAACCAAAGUGUGGUGGUUGAGAGACCCACUCAGUCCUAAGAAGGUGGGUGUUGGGACCAAAGCAAGUCCAGCACCUUUUUGGCUCUAGAACCUAGGGGAAGGAGGAGACCAAAGCAGCUUGGUUCUGGAGGAGAGAGACUAGUGUUGGCUGCCAUCUGGAUCCGGGACUGGGACACCUUGACCCCCAAGGGACAAGCCCAGCAUCAGGACAGUUGCAGAGGCAGAAGCCAGAGGCCCCCAAGUGUACUGGUGGUGGAGCCAGACUGGAAAGAGAGAGACCCUCCUUCAGCUUCUCGGAGAUAUAAUUUGGAGCGGAGAAGCUCCAAUAAGCAUCCAAGCCCCUAACGGGAGCAGCAGGCACAGACCCAGCCCAGGACCCCCAGCGGCUUCGAGGAGAGCCACCCAGAACCACUGGCAGGGUUCUUUGGGGGCAGACACCCGUCACUCAGGGCUGCCUAGUUCAAUCCCCUGGAGAGGCAGACCAUCAUGGAGGACGGAGCGCGUCACCGUGGUGGUUCUGAGAAGGGCUCAGCAGACCCAGACAAAUCAGGAGGAGGAGGAGGAGGAGGAGGCGUUGCACUCAAGAAAGAAAUUGGGCUGCUGAGCGCCUGUGGCAUUAUUGUGGGUAACAUCAUUGGAUCAGGGAUCUUUGUGUCCCCGAAGGGCGUGCUGGAGAAUGCCGGCUCUGUCGGGCUGGCACUCAUCGUCUGGAUUGUAACUGGCCUUAUCACCGCCGUGGGGGCGCUCUGCUAUGCGGAACUGGGAGUCACGAUCCCCAAAUCUGGAGGCGACUAUUCCUAUGUCAAGGACAUAUUUGGGGGACUGGCUGGGUUUCUGCGGUUAUGGAUUGCAGUGCUGGUGAUCUACCCCACCAAUCAGGCCGUCAUUGCCCUCACCUUCUCAAACUAUGUCCUGCAGCCGCUCUUCCCCACCUGCCUUCCCCCUGAAACUGGACUGCGGCUGCUGGCUGGAGUUUGUCUUUUGCUGCUGACUUGGGUGAACUGUGCCAGUGUGCGCUGGGCCACACGUGUCCAGGAUGUCUUCACGGCAGGAAAACUGCUGGCGCUGGGACUUAUCAUCAUCAUGGGAAUUGUGCAGAUUUGCAAAGGGGAAUACUUCUGGCUGGAGCCAAAGCAUGCCUUUGAGUUCUUCCAGACACCAGAUGUGGGGCUGGUGGCCCUGGCCUUCUUACAGGGCUCCUUUGCCUAUGGGGGCUGGAACUUCCUCAACUACGUCACAGAGGAGCUGGUCGACCCUUACAAGAACCUGCCACGGGCCAUCUUCAUCUCCAUUCCCCUGGUCACCUUUGUCUACGUCUUCGCCAAUGUGGCCUAUGUCACUGCCAUGUCACCCCAAGAGUUGCUAGCCUCCAACGCUGUUGCAGUGACAUUUGGGGAGAAACUGUUGGGGGUCAUGGCCUGGAUCAUGCCCAUCUCUGUUGCCCUCUCCACCUUCGGAGGAGUCAAUGGAUCCCUCUUCACUUCCUCCAGACUCUUUUUCGCUGGAGCCCGGGAGGGCCACCUCCCCAGCGUCCUGGCCAUGAUCCACGUGCGACGCUGCACUCCCAUCCCUGCCCUGCUCUUCACUUGCCUUUCAACACUGCUUAUGCUGGUGACGAGUGAUAUUUACACCCUGAUCAACUACGUGGGUUUCAUCAACUACCUCUUCUACGGAGUGACUGUGGCUGGGCAGGUUGUACUACGCUGGCAGGAACCUCACCGGUCCCGUCCCAUCAAGGUGAGCCUGUUCUUCCCCAUCAUUUACCUGCUGUUCUGGGCCUUCCUGCUGGUGUUCAGCCUGUGGUCGGAACCCGUGGUGUGUGGCAUUGGCCUGGCCAUCAUGCUGACGGGCGUGCCUGUCUACUUCCUGGGGGUGCACUGGGAGCACAAGCCCCCUGCCUUCCACUCUUUCGUGGAUGCUGUGACUCGAGCAGGGCAGAAGCUUUGCGUGGUCGUGUACCCCCAGAUGGAUGCCGGCGGAGAGCCUGCAAAGACACCAAACCUCAGCAAAGACACCAAAGAGCAGCUGGAGCUGAUGUGUGCGACGGACGACCUCAACAGCCCUGAGAACUGAGCUCACGCUGGCCGGGGUAGCCAAAACAACCAGACAUGGACUGGACAGGGCUCGCUGGCUGGGGCCGAGGUCAACGGGAGGCCCCCAACCCCGACGGCCAGUGCUGCCUCUCUACCGCCUACAGCACCCUGUGUUGGGACUGGAACAGCUGGGCGUGCCCUACUAGACGUCCCCGUCCCCACCCCGCGCCCCGAUCAGUCUCCCCCCACCAGCUUCCAGCGGUAAACCCUUGCUGGGACUGGAGUCUCCACACCCACCAUUCCCUCCUCACUCCCUGCAGUGCUUUCUGCUGGGGAUGGAUGUAUCAACGGGAGCUGUCCUCACCGUCCACAACCCCACACCCACUGGCCUUAGGCACCUGCUGGAAGGGGCUCCUCGUUGCCUUAUAUUGCUGGGAAUACUCUCUUUGGGUUUGAACCUCAUCUGGGGGAAAGGGUCCUCCCCCGCGGUUUUGUGUCCUUGUAUUUUUCACAUCUCUCUCUCUCUCUCUGUUUUUUUUUUUUUUUUAAUGUAAUAAAUUAAGCUCCACUUGCCAUCCCCGUAGCCUUAAAUCCCUGAUUACCGGAUGCUGAAAUUUCAUCCAGUUUACAUACUUUUCUGCAUCAUAGUCUCCAGUUUUCCAUUGGAACUAUAUGGCAGAGAUUGGCAAAGCUGGGAUUGCCAAGGGAUGUACUAUCUUGGCACUACGAAGAUAUUGUACUGCUCCUGCGGAAGCUGCAAAUCUCCACUCCAUUUUUUUUUUUUUUUAAUAAACUUUCUUUACUUUCA